Peronospora matthiolae is the source of this 429-nucleotide messenger RNA. Lineage: Eukaryota; Oomycota; Peronosporomycetes; Peronosporales; Peronosporaceae. The record is from the annotation of a GenBank genome assembly.
AUGAACAUGUUGGACGUAGAAGACGACAGCUUUCACGUCACACGUGAGGGCUACUCCCAUCUGAGUGACUCAGAAUGGGAGGUAGUCGGUCGCAAGAUUGUGCUCACGGGCGAACCCGCCAUUAGUAGCAUGUUGGAGUCUCUAAGCAGAGACCAGCAACAUACUGCUAUCAACAAGUUACUACAAGAGGAACUUGCCGUCGAACGACAGAAGAUAGCCUUGCUUCACCAGCAAGACUCUCAUCAGUCUAUGAGCGAGCCAACGCACACGCGUCGACCCGGAACCUUGAAGAUAGAAGUCUCAAGGUACAUGGAAACCGAUGGAGGUUCCUUUUUGAGAUGGUUCGUCGAGUUAGACUAUGCCAUCAGGGCCCGUCACAUCAUGGGUGACGAGAUGCAAGUCACCUUCGCCCCGUCAAACUUGACAUAA